Molecule: messenger RNA, 1913 nt
Organism: Porites evermanni
Lineage: Eukaryota; Metazoa; Cnidaria; Anthozoa; Scleractinia; Poritidae
Source: the annotation of a GenBank genome assembly
AUGAAGACCCUGUUCGGUCUCGCCCUUCUUCUUUGCAUUUCAGUCGGUAAGUCACUUUAGUCCGGUUCUAUCUCUUCAGUUCUUUCCAUUAAAGUAAGGACAAUGCUGCAGGAAUCUUGUCCCGAAAUACUCGCGGCUCCCUUUGUUGGCGUGCUUGAUCUUCUCUCUCUGAAUAAAGUGGUGGGCGCGCAAUAUUAAUUACAUUUUAACCAUAAGUCGGACAAACAUCAUCUUCGAUUUUUUUUCUUCACGCUUUACGAUUUGGUUUGAUAAAUUGAAUUCUAAUAUGAAAGUACAUUAUCAGACCUGACAGAUCUGAGUGGCUUUCAGUUUUUCCCAUUUGGGCGCGAAUAACAUAACGUUUUUGUUAGGAAUAAUUUAGGAUGGUAUUGAAGUUAGAAAACGAUGGAACGCUGUUGGAGCUUUUAUUCUUUCCUGUUAUUUUCUUCACCAAAGAGUAGGAGAAGUAGUAGGAGUUGUAAGCGAAGUCGUAAGAGCAACACGGAAUCGGAGUCGGAAGAAUCAGAACAUUUCCAUUGUUUCGACUCCGCUUAUAACUCCGUCGCUUGCGAUCUUGAGAAAACCAGAUUUUCGGAGUCGGAAGCAGAAGCAGAAGGAUACACCAAUCACUAUGCUCGUUUCUACGCUUUCUGAUUGGUUUCGUUCUUCCGCUAGUGCUUGCGACUCCGACAACCCUCUGGCAUGUUUUCACUAAACCGUGAGCGAAGGAUAGAGUCGUAAGUGAAAUAAGAACGCUGUUUUUACUAGAUCAUCACACUCUACGCUUCAGCGAAAAACCAGCCUUUAUUGACCAAGCUUGUUCGAACAAGAUGGCUGGAUAUUGGGCAAGUUCUAUUUUGCGUUUUUACGUCUGCAUUAAAAUGCAAUAAAGCAACAUGGGCCAAUAUCCAGCCAUCUUGACCGAACAAGCUUAAUCAAGAAAAGAUUUAGUAUGUGGCCAAAGAAGAUGUUUACCUGCGGUGACAUAGCGGAAAAUCCCGAGCGGGCAAGAUAGGCUUAUCUUGCUCGCUCGGGUAGGCAACUAGAACACAUGAUAAGCUUCAUCUUGCACUGAUCUUGCCUCAGUGCCCGCGAAGCAAGGCAUAUAGUAAAGACACUUUCAUAGAUGAAGAAUAAGAUCGACAGGUUUGGUCCAAGUCUCCUAGAAUCACAGAUAAGCACAAGUCACUGAACUGCUUGCUGAUAAUUGUUUUUAAAUCUAGCGGAGCGAUCCACACCUCCAACGUAGAGGUUGCGCUCUAAGCUUUGUUUCACCGCCAAAACAAUUUGUAACCGCGCGAUUCCUUUCUUCUCACGCCAAAAAAUUAAGGCAAAAAUACUUUUAUCCGGUAGGGUCGGUGUGUCAGCCCUUAAAGAAUCAGGUAGCCUGAGAACAAAGCCGACAUUCCGCGACGCCACCACUGGUUCCGACGUCAUUUUGCGGGGAAUUAAACCAGAGGUGGAGUCGCAAAAUAUCGGCUGUUUUGUCAGGCUAAGAAUAAAACUCACUGUUAGUUUUUUUUUUUAAUAUUUGUUUAUAUUUUCAAGCUUAUUCCCUGAAAUGCAACCUAUGUUUUUCUGCGGAAAGCUGGGAUGACUGCAAAAACACGACAAAAGAGAUAACCUGUAUGGACGACUUUGAUCGUUGUGUCACACAAGAAGGAAAAUCUGAGAGCCCGCAAAAGACAGUUAAACUCUUUGUCAAAGGAUGCGCCACUUCAUCACUAUGCAGCCUGGGCCCAUUGAACUGCAGACCGACCGACGCCUCGACGAAAAUCACCAAAUGCGAAGUCAACUGCUGUAAAGGUGACCUGUGCAAUGGAGACGACAAUGAAGCCGAAAAUGGAGCCAAAGUACCAAUAGUCAGCGCCAUCAUGCUUUUGGCAUGCGCUUUUGUAGCUUUUGCUCGUUAG